Glycine soja is the source of this 1350-nucleotide messenger RNA. RefSeq lists its product as uncharacterized. The record is from RefSeq and is a predicted model, not a curated record. The coding region runs from base 106 to 1140 and encodes 344 amino acids. NCBI's taxonomy places the organism in Eukaryota, Viridiplantae, Streptophyta, Magnoliopsida, Fabales, Fabaceae. The transcript has 3 exons.
CUUUUAUAAACCCCACAACUUUGUUCUCUGCAAUUCGUUCAAUCUUUUUCUGAGCAAAACAUUCACCUUUUGGAAUUAUUAGGUUAUCUUUGCAUCCGAUUUUCAAUGGAGACCCCAUCAUCCACCAGAAGAGUAACAAGAUCACAGGCUUUGUCUGCUUCCAAUGAUGCCCUCAUCGCAGUUUCCACAGGAAAGAUUGAAGAUUCUGAAAAGAACGCAUCAAAGUCAAAAUCAAGGGUGCAACAACAAGACCAAUCCGCACUAAUAGACAUAACAAAUGAUUCCCCAAUCGUGGGACUUGCGAAUGGGGUAAUUCUUGGUACCCCAUUGGCGAAGCAGAGAGGAAGCAAAAUAAAGAACACGCCAGGGUCUGGGGAAGCCUUGCUGAGGGGUCAAGUGAAGACCCUUUUGCUUAAAGUGGAAGAGGAGAUUGAACUUUCCAAGUUCUCGCUUGAAAGUACGGAACUUGUUGCACCAAUGCCCGUGAAUACGCCUCAAAUUCAGAAUCUUUCUGGUUUGGCUUCGGUUACCACCCCUUCUGUUGUUCUCCAACAACCACUAAUUCCUCAGGUGGUGAAUCAUGUAUUUGAUGGUUCUGAAUCUGAAAAGAGUGUGAUAAGCAGAUCCCUUUUAUUUGACUUCUCAGAGAAAUCUCAACUUUCGAAUGCAUCAGAAGAAUGUUUCUCUGAGCUGAGUUAUGAGGAAGUAGUACAAGCUGAAAGGGAAAUUAGGAGCUGCUUCAUAGAAGAUGAUGAUGCUUCUAUGAGUUCUAUAUGGUCAAUGCAGGUCAAUGCAAGCACCCAUGAUGAAGAUGAUGAGGAAAUAGCUGAAGAUGAAGAAGGUUGUUAUUCUGAAAAUGUUGAAGAAGAAAAAGAAGAAAAUGAUGGAGGGUUGCUGCUUGAUGAAUUGUGUGUAGGGUUGAACAACAUUAGCAUGAAUGAAAGGAUAGCUCCAAAAUUUGAAGGAAAGCACACAAGAUUUGCUUACAACAGUGAUGAUGAGAUUGUGAAAGAAGAGGUGGAAGAAAACUUUGGUGAGAGUGAUUCUUCAUCUAACAUAUUGCGUUUGAAAGGAUUGCCAACUUCAAAAGGAAAACACUUGCGCUUUUAUGAGGAAGAGGAGGGAAAAUCUGUUUUGUGAUUCCUAGAUGGACUUUUUGGCAUAUUCAUGAAUGCUUCUCCAAUAAUUGUCAUUUAAGUUCUUGUUUUGUUUCUUUUGGUCUCGACGUAGUUCACUGGUAGAUUCUUUGGUUUUUUUGUUAAAAUAAAUGGAAAACGACGGACCACAAUUUAGUGAUCAAACGUCCAUGUAAAACUGAUUGCAUUCUUAUGAAAUUAUUUUGUACCUAAA